Messenger RNA from Fraxinus pennsylvanica, 645 nucleotides. The record is from the annotation of a GenBank genome assembly. Lineage: Eukaryota; Viridiplantae; Streptophyta; Magnoliopsida; Lamiales; Oleaceae.
AUGGCGUUUGUUCGGUACUUGCCAGCAUUCCCUGCUGAAACGUCAAAGCUCCAUUCAAACUCUACUCCCCUUCUAAGCCCACCACUUAUUCCUUCUACUUGUUUAUUUUCUCUACCCAUAUCUUCUUCUUCGCGGAAGCUAAAACCACGAAGUCUUUCCACUUUUCCCCAGCUUUUAAGAACUACCCAACAAGUGAAGUCUAAGCCAGGAGAAGCUGAACUCAGCCCCGCUGCAGAUGCCUUUACUCAGUUCAAGCAUCUGCUUCUGCCAGUUACAGAUGGCAACGCUUACCUCUCAGAGGGUACAAAGCAGGCCAUGGCAACUACUGCUGCUUUGGCGAAGAAAUAUGAGGCUGACAUAACAGUUUUGGUUAUCAAUGAAAAGGAAAAGGAAUCAUUACCAGAGCAUGAUACUCAACUAGCUAGCAUCCGGUGGCAUUUAUCUGAAGGUGGUUACCAAGAUUUCAAAGUUUUAGAGAGACUUGGGGAAGGAGGAAAGAAACCAACAGCUAUUAUUGGAGAGGUUGCUGAUGAUAUGAGUUUAGAUUUGGUUGUUAUGAGUAUGGAAGCCAUUCAUUCGAAGCAUGUGGAUGCAAACUUACUGGCUGAGUUCAUUCCCUGCCCUGUAUUGCUUUUGCCACUGUGA